AUGCUGUCAGCUGAACGUAUUUUCUAUGUACUCACAGCGCUUACCUAAUCUCUGCCUCUCCCAUCGAGGCAGCGUGCGUGAUUCAUGUCCCCAUCGCAUCGUGUUAGUCACAAAAUCCAAACCUUCCCAGCCAGAUGCGAAUUCUGUUUGUCUGCAUUGGAAACUCAUGCCGCUCGCCCAUGGCGGAAGCCGUGAUGCGGGACAUGGUGCUGCGGGAAAGUCUCGACUGGACGGUGGAUAGCGCAGCCCUGGCCGACUGGAAUGUGGGUCGGCAGCCGGAGCCGCGCUGCUUGGCCGUGCUGCACGAGAAUGGGUUGCACUCGGAGCACGUCGGGCGACAGAUUGGCGAGAGUGACUUUCGGCAGUUCGAUUACAUUUUCGGCAUGGACGAGAGCAACAUGAGAGACCUGCUGGCACUGGCGGCACCGGUCGCGGACUGCACGGCACGGAUUGAGCUGUUGGGGAACUACAGGAUGAAGGAGUUGGAUAAAAUAAUUUUCGACCCGUAUUUUGAAAGUGGAAUACACGGGUUCAGACGGUGUUAUGACCAAAUUGUGAUAUGCUGCAGGAAUUUCAUCCAACAGAAGUUACAGCCUCAGUGAUUGUGAUAUUAGAUGUGUAUUGUGUUAUUCAAAUCGUUCAUGUAGAAACGUGUUUUAGACAAAUUUUCCAGCAAUGAGGUCAUCUAGAAAUUGUUCCCAUUUUGGUUGAAGAAUUUCCGAAUACUCUGUUCGCUCCUCAGAUGUUAACGAGCUAUAUCUGAAAUGAAACAAAUGAUUUUCCAGCAAUGUUGAAAAUUAAUUAUUGGCUUACAGACAAGAAUUAUUUCCAAAAUCCCCGUACUAAUUGUGAUGCCCGACUUACCAUUUCCAUCAACAUGUAAUAUGCUUAACAAAUGAUAUUUAUGCAAUAAAGCUCAAGAUUGUUAUUUGAA
Molecule: messenger RNA, 934 nt
Organism: Armigeres subalbatus
Lineage: Eukaryota; Metazoa; Arthropoda; Insecta; Diptera; Culicidae
Product: low molecular weight phosphotyrosine protein phosphatase-like
Exons: 3
Coding region: 135-602 (155 amino acids)
Biological process (GO): protein dephosphorylation
Cellular component (GO): cytoplasm
Molecular function (GO): acid phosphatase activity; non-membrane spanning protein tyrosine phosphatase activity
Source: RefSeq, a predicted model, not a curated record